AUGUCGAAGCCUCACUCCUCGGGGACGGCGUCGUCUCCGUUUGUCAACAGCCCGUCGCGGAAAGCCGACAUUUCAAGAGAAUAUGCAAAGCAAAACGCCAAAAUCGACAGCCAGCUUGAAAUUUCAAAAUUGAAAUAUCAGUUGGAGUCGAUGCAAACGGAAAAGAAACUCUGGGAGCAGGAACGAGAGUUCAUAACUUCCAAGUACGAAGACGCGAUAAAGAAAAAGAAUGAAGAACUCAAGCAGUUGAAAUUGAAUUUCGAUUUCGUCUACAACGAGAACCAACAGUACGAAUCCAAGAUCAAAAACUCGGCUGACAUAUCUCAAGCCAAAAUCGCCGAACUUGAACGGGAAACACGGGCUUUGAAGCUGAGCAAUCUGGAGUGGGAAGGCAAGUACAAGAGUCUCGUUGAAAAGAAUGACCGGUUGAUACGGAAACAUAAACAAGUCACCAACGACUGGAAUACCCAAAUACAGCUAAAUGAUAAUCUAUCGAAAGCGCUCGCGGCAAAGGAAAAGAUACUCGAGAGCCUACAACAAUCUAACAGAGACUCAGUUGAGAAGCUAGAACAGUUUACAAAGUUGCUCAAGCGAGACGACUCCAUGCUCACCAUUAACCAGAAUAUCGUUUCCAAAAACGAGGACCUCAAGCGCACCAACAAUCAGUUGAGAUUGAAAAUUGACCAGCUUCUACAGGGAAAGACGUCGUUGGAACUUGUGCAGCAGAAAAACAUUAGCUUGCAGAAUAAACUCGCCGAGUAUGAAGACAUGCGCGUCAAGUGCUACAAGUUGGAAGUUGAAAAAGUGGAGAUCGAAGCCCGCUACAAUGAGUAUUUCAAUAGUUUGAGUGCCGCGAUUGUCGACGGCGAGCAUCCUGCCGCGGAAGACGACGACGUGACCAAGACGUUGAAAGUAAAGAAUUUCGUUAGCACCUUUAAGGAUCUCCAGGCCCGCAAUUUAACUAUGAAGGUGAAAUACGACUCCAAAGUGAGCGAAGUCAAUGAAUUAAGGCAAGAGCUCGAAGAUUCAAUCAAGGAGAUUGAGAAGGAGUAUCUACCUGCAAUCACAAGCUUGCAAGAAAACUUGAAAUCUCUGUCUGCUCGAGUCGUUGAUUUGGAAAGACAAAAGUUUUUAGCUGGCAAAGAAAUCGAGGCAUUGAGACUACAGAUUAAAAACUUGGAAAACUUGUUUGGCAAAGCCCAGGCUGACCAGCGUAGUAGCCACAUGGAACAGUACGUUAGCAACUUGGAGAAAGUAGUUGAAGAGUACAAGUUGAAAUUUGAGGAAAUGCAAUCAAACCACACCGCCGCUGAUGGUGGUGGUGGUCGUGGUGGUGGUAGUGAUGAUUUUAUACCCACCAUCGGCAGCAAGCGACAGCAUAACGAGGCACAUAGUUUUAGAAAGACGGCUGCCGACUUGGAAAAGGAAAACCUCCGCCUCACUGCCGAAUUAAAGAGACUAGAGUUGGAACAGAAGGAGUUUGAGGAAAAGCUAAGGUCGCGGAACGUUAUUGAUGAAAAGCAAGAACUGAUACGCGUCUUGGAACACAAGAACAACUUGCUUGCUAAGGACCAAUUUGUCAAGCGGGAAACGCUAGAUGCACUCCGCAAGGAAAACGAAAGUUUGAUCAACCAAUACGUUCGCUUUCCAAAAAAGGAAACCGACGCGGUGGACCUUAUCCCGAAAGCACUAUUCGAGAGACAAGAGGAUGACAAGGCCAAUCUCAAAUUGAAAAUUGACGAGUUGGCCAAGCGAUUGCAGCGGCUAAGAGAAGUUUACACUUUGAAAUCUAGGGAUAUACUCGUGGUCAUUUCGAAAUAUUUCGGCUACUCGAUUGAAUUCCUCCCCAGCACAAUCAACCCCGUGGAAUUUUCAUCGCGAUUGAAAUUGGUUUCCAAGUACAUGCCCAAGGAAAAAAACUCAUAUUUGAUCAUUGACAUUGACAAUAAAUCGUUGAAAGCGUUUGGAGACUAUGACUUCAAGCUCUUGUGCGAGGACCUUGCAAAUCAAUGGGUUUCGAAGAACCAGUUCCCUUGCCUUCUUAGUGCUUUAAAUUUGAAAUUAUACGAAAAAAUGUUUACAUAG
Lodderomyces beijingensis is the source of this 2085-nucleotide messenger RNA. Lineage: Eukaryota; Fungi; Ascomycota; Pichiomycetes; Serinales; Debaryomycetaceae. The record is from the annotation of a GenBank genome assembly.